AUGGCCGAGCAUGUUGUACCCAUGCCACGCUGGUCCGGCCUCGUUGGCAUAGCGAGGCUUGUUAUCGCCCUGCUGGUAUUGAUCUUCGUUGCCACAGCUGCAGGCCUUGGAAGUCAUGCCAGCUAUGCUGCCUUUGGCCUGACUCUAUUCACCGCCAGCGCGACCCUCAUCAUUUUUGGGUAUUACUCCAUCAGUCUGUGCCGCAAGCCUCAGAUCUACAACGCAUGGGCAGUUCUCGGACUUGAGAUUCUCGGCGUCAUCUUCUGGCUGGUCUCGUUUUCACUGUGUGCGGAAUGGACCGCGGCUUUCAACCACGACUGGUACUUUGGCAACGACAAGACGUUCGGAGGUUGGAAGGCACCCUUCAACCCAGAUGACCUCAAGUUUGACGUCUACAAGCGCGAUGUGGUCGAACGCUCAACCGCUCACUGGAAAGCGAGCAUCGGACUCAUGGGUACUGCUGCGGGUCUGGGCGCCUUGGAAUUCUGCUUAUUCGUCGUUACCUUGGUCUUCUUCUCGAUCAGUCUGCACAAGCAUAGAGUUGCUGGGAAGCCUCUCGUGUAUGGAGGCUUUGGAGUUCCUCAAGCCGCAACGAUUGCAGCUCCUCCAGCACCAGCUGCGGCAACGACGCCGGAGAGUAGCACGGAGAAGGAGGAGCAAUCUGGGGAGACUGCUGAAGACACGCGUAAGGAACCAGAGCAGACUGGCAAGACAGAUGCAAGUGCCAUUGUCUGA
This is a messenger RNA of Cyphellophora europaea CBS 101466, 735 nucleotides long. RefSeq lists its product as uncharacterized. The transcript is spliced from 3 exons. Gene Ontology annotation, cellular component: membrane. NCBI's taxonomy places the organism in Eukaryota, Fungi, Ascomycota, Eurotiomycetes, Chaetothyriales, Cyphellophoraceae. The record is from RefSeq and is a predicted model, not a curated record. Bases 1 to 735 code for a protein of 244 amino acids.